AAGACAGUUCCCUUAAUGAAAGCCAUUUUCAGCCAUGGGUAUUUAUCUUCAGGCUUCUGCAUGGGCAGCUCGAUGGGACCUUCGGCUCUGUUUUGCAGCUGCUUGGCUGUUAUAGAAGAUUAUCUCAGUGCAAGAGAAGCUGGAAGAGAGCAGCCCUCAGUUUCGCUGUGUACAUUAUCUACAAGCAUGGCCAGUAAGAUCCAGGGCCUGAGUGAGGAAGAGAGAGGGCACCUCCUACCUCUGCUACGCAAUGCCCAGUGGGUAGAGGUGGUGGAGAGGGAUGCAAUCUACAAGGAGUUCCUCUUCAAAGACUUCAACCAGGCAUUUGGAUUUAUGUCCAGGGUGGCACUACAAGCUGAAAAGAUGGACCAUCAUCCUGAGUGGUUCAAUGUAUAUAAUAAGGUCCAGAUCACACUCAGCACACAUGACUGUGGGGGGCUUUCCCAGCGAGACAUCACCCUGGCAACAUUCAUCGACCAAGCGUCUGUCCUCUGAGCCCAACUCAUAGCCUUACAUUUCGGUCGGCCAGCAUCAGUCACUUCAACUGGGACUGUCAGAGCCCAAAGAUUAGUUCAUGUUCAUUCUAAUGAAAAAAUUACAAAUUGAAAAGACCCCUUUGGGAUCCAAAUGAAUAUGUGAUAAUGUUUUAAAGGUCUUGUUUCAGUGUAAAAUAUAUUGUAUAGCAGAUAUGGUUUUAAUAGCCUUAUUGGGGUUCAGUGAAUGUUUGUGGACAGGCUUUAAGGGGAUGGAAAUCAUGAAAGAAUGAUAUAAUACCAUACCAAACAUGUCUGUUCUUCAAGUUGAAGUUCAGUGAAAUAAAAGGCUAGAAUAAAAUUAUUAGUUCAUUAGUCAUUCAUGUUCAUUCCAGUGACUUCAUAAACUGUGUUCACAACCCAAGCAGUGCCUUUUUAGUCUGUUAGAUGUAAUGUCUGUGCCUAGUGUUUGUUUAAACUGACCAGUUACUGACGUAGUUAGAGCAAAUAAAGAGUUCAGAAUAA
Molecule: messenger RNA, 998 nt
Organism: Osmerus eperlanus (European smelt)
Lineage: Eukaryota; Metazoa; Chordata; Actinopteri; Osmeriformes; Osmeridae
Gene: pcbd1
Product: pterin-4 alpha-carbinolamine dehydratase/dimerization cofactor of hepatocyte nuclear factor 1 alpha
Exons: 5
Coding region: 16-495 (159 amino acids)
Biological process (GO): tetrahydrobiopterin biosynthetic process
Molecular function (GO): 4-alpha-hydroxytetrahydrobiopterin dehydratase activity
Source: RefSeq, a predicted model, not a curated record